AUGGCGUCAGAUCAAGACUCCCCAACGGAAGCAACAAAUCCUACAGUCUCGCCAAAGAACGUGUAUAAGGACCCGGAUGAUGGCCGCCAGCGCUUCUUGCUUGAGCUCGAAUUUGUUCAAUGCCUUGCUAAUCCUACCUAUAUUCAUUAUUUGGCUCAAAAUCGGUAUUUUGAAGAUGAAGCAUUUAUUGGAUACCUCAAAUAUCUUCAGUAUUGGCAAAGGCCAGAGUACAUAAAGUUUAUCAUGUAUCCUCAUUGUCUCUUCUUUCUCGAGCUUCUUCAAAACUCGAACUUUCGAAAUGCAAUGGCACAUCCUGCAAACAAGGAGUUGGCGCAUAGACAACAGUUUUACUUUUGGAAGAACUAUAGAAACAACCGGCUGAAGCACAUAUUACCAAAGCCACUUCCUGAACCUGGUAGUGCACCUUCAGCUUCUGUGGGCCCACCAUCUUUGCCGACUACAACAAUAGCAUCUAUUCCUCCAGUUCCUUCUCCAGUUACUCAAGCUCCUUCCCCUAUGCAGUAUGGCAUGGGUCUGGGAUCCUUCGUGAAGAAUGAUCCAAGAAAUAGCGGAGUUGACAGAAGAAAGAGAAAGAAAGAUGGGUGA
Striga hermonthica is the source of this 606-nucleotide messenger RNA. The record is from the annotation of a GenBank genome assembly. Lineage: Eukaryota; Viridiplantae; Streptophyta; Magnoliopsida; Lamiales; Orobanchaceae.